UCGGCAUCUAGAGUGUAUGUUUAUAAAAUAUUUGGUAAAUAGUGCAUUUUAUGACGUUUAAAAUUGUUUAUAACAAUCACAAAUAAAGUAUUAAAAUUAUUCCACGUGCUAAUUAUAUCUAAUCUAAUAUAAUCUUAAUUCAUCAUAUUUUAAUUUACGAAUUUAGGAAAAAUAUAAUUUUAUAAGUGUUAGAACCUUUAUAACUAUAAUAAUGUCUAAAACAAUGAAGAAUUCCUUUAUAGCAAAUAUUCCGCCAAAAAUUAAAGUGUAUAAAAGUCGAUGGUAUAUUUUGCUUUUGUAUAUAUUAUACACAACUAUAGGGCAAUUCCAAUGGGUCGAGUACACAAUCAUCGCAAAUAUUGUAAUGAGAUAUUACAAUGUUGGCCCCUCCACUGUGGAUUGGACCGCAUUGGUUUUUAUGGUGGUUUAUCCGAUUUUUAUUAUUCCCGCUUUACUUAUCAUUGAUAAAUUGGGGCUAAGAGUGGCAAGUAUAAUAGGAUGUUUGGGAACCGCAAUUGGAGUUUAUAUAAAAUUAUUUUCCGUUGGACACAAUUUGUUCUAUUUGGUUAUUAUUGGACAAGUUUUUGUUGGAAUAGCCCAACUAAUAAUCUUACCUCUUCCGCCAAAAUUAGCAGUAACGUGGUUUGCAGAAAAAGAGGUUUCUACUGCUUGUUCUUUGGGUGUUUUUGGUUUACAACUGGGUGCUGCUUUAGGUUUUAUAUUACCUUCAACCUUGGUAAAAAAUCAUGAUGAUUUAGAAAUGGUGGGUGAAAAUUUAAAGACCAUGUGUUGGGUUUUGGCCAUUGCUAUAACACCUAUUUUAAUCGCCCUAAUAUUUUAUUUUCCACCAAAUCCAAAGUGCCCUCCAAAUAAUAUUCAAAACGACGACAAAUUUUCUUUAAGUAAUUUUUUUGGUUCGUUACAAUACUUGUUUACUAAUGGGGCUUUUGUGAUGCAUCUUGCUGCCUCUAGUAUUAGUAUAGGAACAUAUACUGUGAUGGGAUCUCUUUUAAAUUUGUUUGUUUUGCAAUAUUUCGAGAAUGCUCAAGAAGAUGCCGGAAGAAUGGGUUUGGUUAUGAUCAUUUCCGGAGCUAUAGGAACUCCAAUAAUCGGAAAAUUUUUGGACAAAACGCGUAAAUUUAAGGAAUCAUGUUUUAUUUCCAUGAUAUUUCAAAUAAUUGGAAUGAUCCUUCUUAUUUGUGCAUUGGAGUAUAAGAAUAAAAUCUUGGUUUACGCAAGCUUUGCCAUUUUGGGAUUAUUUUUAAACACAUAUCUUCCGGCUUGUAUUGAAUUUGCUACAGAACUAACAUACCCAACGGCUGAAAGUACGACUACAGGAAUUGUAUAUGCAAUGUCUCAAACUUUAGGUUUUGGAGCGACCAUAGCCAUUUCAUUGUUUUCCAUUGAAUACGGUGCUUUUUGGGCCUUAAUUAUAAUAACGGCUUUCUUAGCUUUAGGAUCUAUUUUGACCCUAGUUACUCCAAAUACACUUAAAAGGCAAGCUUGCUUUAAUAAUAAGAAUCUCACGGAAUUUAAAAGUAUACCACAACAAGAUGUAGAACAUUCAUAGCUCUUAUACAGGGAAUUGUUACCUUUUAAUUAAUUUUCUUUUUUUUAUUUUUAAUAAAAAUUAGGGGUAAUCAAGGGGUAUUAUGUACCCCAAAAAUUGAGUAUUAAAAAAAUUCGGAUAAAAUUGUAUGGCUUUAAUUUUAUAAUUAAUAGUUGUAAAGUAGGGUUUAAAAAAAUGAGCAGGUAAAUAAAAAAC
Molecule: messenger RNA, 1765 nt
Organism: Brassicogethes aeneus
Lineage: Eukaryota; Metazoa; Arthropoda; Insecta; Coleoptera; Nitidulidae
Source: the annotation of a GenBank genome assembly